AUGGACCAGAGGACAGCGGAACCGGACCGCAACUACAGCAUCAGCCCGGUUUCGCUGUACGGGGAAUUCACCCUCACGGGUAACCCAAAAGUCCGCUGCGCCGUGAGCUUGACCGAGAGGGACCUGAUCGUUCAGAGGCUCACCUCGGCACCUGCCGGCCGGAGCAAGGUGGCGCUCAGCCUGAAGGACUGCGUCGGAUGCCGGGCUUACCGGGCGGACGACAACGCGGACCCGGCUGCGUACCUAGCGGUCUACUUCUACCCGCUCACGCGGCGCUGGAUGAGUCCCGGGAGGUCGCGGCACAGAGCGGAGCACAGCUUUCGCGUGGCCGCGCUGCAGGACCCGCGCGCCAACCUGGAGGAGGCUGAGAAGUGGGCUCGCGCCGUCCGAGAGCGCGCAGCGCGGCCACAGUCCCCGAGGAGCGACGGGGGGGCGUUGAGCGUGUUGUCCCGUCCGAGCCGGAUGAUGCUGCUAGUGAACCCUCAGAGCGGCAAAGGACAGGCGCUCACUCUCUACAACAACCACAUCCAGCCAAUGCUGAACGAGGCGGGAGUCACACACACUCUGGUCAUCACCGAGCGGCAGAACCAUGCAAGAGAGCUGGUGAAGGAGGCCGACAUGUCGCAGUGGGACGCUUUAGUCAUCAUGUCUGGAGAUGGACUUCUCUUUGAGGUGAUUAAUGGUCUGCUGGAGAGAGCAGACUGGGAGGAGGCCAUCCGGACCCCGAUGGGAAUUCUACCUGGUGGAUCGGGCAACGGAUUGGCUGCGUCCGUACAUCACUAUUCUGGAGCCUCGCUGGUGUCCACCGAGGAGCUGCUGGUCAGCUGCGGGUUCCUGCUGUGCCAAGGGCUCGUGGCCCACAUGGACCUGGUCUCCAUCCAUCUCUGCUCCGGCCUUCGCCUCUUCUCCUUCCUGUCGAUGGCCUGGGGCUUCGUGGCCGACGUGGACAUCGAAAGCGAGAAGUACCGACACGUCGGAGCCGCCCGGUUCACCGUGGGCACGCUGGUGAGGUUGGCUUCUCUCCGCGUCUACCGGGGCCGGCUGGCCUACCUGCCCGCCCCCGAGGACGACCACAGCGAGGUCGAGGGGUCGCGCAACGACGUGACGCUGCGUUGCAACGGCCAGGCCUCCUCCCUGGAUCCGUCCAGAGACUCGCCCCGCCCGAAGACCUUCCACAACUCCUGCCACUCCAACAACUCCUGCAAGGCGAGGGGGAGGAGGGAGAGCGCGCCUUGUCGAAGCGCCUCCGGAGCCCUCGCCGGCCCGCCGGACUCACUGCUGCCGCCUCUGGACCAGCCGCUGCCCGGCGACUGGGUGGUGGUGCAGGAGGAAGACUUUGUCCUCAUGCUGGCCAUGUACCAGUCCCACCUGGCGGAGGACCUGCUGGCGGCGCCGGACGCCACCCCGGACGACGGGGUCAUCCACCUUUUCUACGUCAGGGCGGGAAUAUCCCGCGCCGCGCUGCUGAAGCUGUUCCUGGCCAUGGAGAAGGGGGCACACGUGGGUGCCAACUGUCGGCACAUGGUGCACGCCAAGGUGCGGGCGCUCAGGCUGGAGCCGCUCUCCCCCAAAGGGGUAAUAACAGUGGAUGGAGAAGUGGUGGAGUACGGGCCGGUGCAGGCGGAGGUGCACAGGGGCCUGGGGAGGUUGAUCACCGGAUGAACAAACGUCCCCAGCAGCUUCCGGCGCCGCCGCGAGAGGCACAGCGAUCCCGGGGGAGGGUUUCAAAUGAGAGCCGGCCUGCUGCGCUCAUCCGCACACGGACCGGCCGGGUCUCAGAGAAGCGCUGUUAAUGGAGACCCAAGGUGUCGGGUAUUAAAUCUAGUAAAGCAUUCCUAAAUGAAUAGUCCUAUUCAUCAGACAAACAUGAAAUUGUGUUUCAAUACCUUCAAUUGUUCUUUCUCAUUGCAUCUUUUCAAGCUACUUUCUAACCGCCGUUAAAAAAAAGGAAAUUAUGAUAUGAAAGAAAAAGCUACAGGAAUAAAGAAAUUAAAAAACAGGGAUUCACAAUAACACCCUGAGGUUUUAUGCCUCUUUUUAAUUUAAUAUCAAACACUUUGGGACUCCUUAGCCCCGGUGUAGCUUUCUACAUGCAAACAUCACACGUUUCAUCCUCUCAUGACAAAGUGUUAAGAAGUAAAUCCGCCCUCAUCGUCUCUAUCUGCUGACCUACAGACAUGAAUUAUUGCAGGGUGGGAUUUAUGGCUACUCGGCAGUACUGUGGAUAGUGUGCGUGUGUGUGUGUGUGUGUGUGUGAUACAUGUGUAAAUGUGAGGUGUGGAUGUGAUUGUCCGUUUUAACAGAGGUCAUAGUUCAUUGAACACAGAACACAAAGAGCCUAAAACUCUCAAUUAAAGAAACACAGCAUAAAUUUAACUAGUUUUGUUUGUUAUGGGCAAAGACAACAACAACAUUUCUUCAAUACAAAGAAGUUCAUGUGAUCAGCUUUCACAGUCCGGUCUGAGGAUUAUCCAAAGUAACCAGGACAUGAUGUCACCAAACAGAUGUUGCUUCUGGGUUGUUUUUUUUAACAUGGAAUCCUGCCCAAAUAAAACCCAAACUCUCUGCAUGACUACAUGCCACCAGAGGUAAAAGACAAAAUACUUACUGGUGGUUCUUUAUACGUAAUAGUGCUGAAAUGACUUUAACUACAAAUCAGCAUAAACACAGGCUUUGGGGGUUGGUUGGUGAAGACAGCACAUAUUGGUGAGAGGAGGAGGAGGAGGAGAUGGGGGGAGGGGAGAGAUGGAGAGGGGGAGGGCGGGUAUUGACUUUUUAAAUGCUGCAUGCGUUCCGGACAAGGCGCCCUUAUUCUCGCUGCAAGGAGUCAUUUGAGAGCAUUAGCAGACUCCUAAGAAAGAGAGCACGUGGCUCACUUCAUUUCACCCCGACGGGGCACGCAGAUGUGAGUUUUUGGGGACAGACGUGUUCUUGUGUGAAGUGGACGUAGGUUAUAACGUUGCAUCCCAGCCCGUGUCUCCCAACCCUUUUACCCUGUGACCUCUUUGUAUGAAGACAGUGUGUCGACCUGACUGAUGUUACGUUUAGCUGCCAAGACUUUGUUUUAAAUUAAUCGAAAAUAUUUUGUGGCCUCAAGAUGUAAAACUAACACUUUAUCUGAAAAAAUCACAAUAAUCAUUUAUUUUGGUUGUUGGAACCACAGAUCUAAUAUAUGAAUAUCUGUAAUGUUGUUGAUCCUUUCCACUGUCUGACGUGCCUUGGCUGUGCUGCCUCCUGGUGGUUUGAACACGUGGUGCAUUCACUGGUUUCUCCCUCUUGUCUUCUCAACAUUUUAAUGAACUGAUGUAUUUAAAGGACGAGACACAUAAGCAUAUUUGUGGCACAGCGGUGUUUUGACUUGAGAAACUGUUACGGCUGUUGCCGCCUCUUCGAUUACUACUGGUGAGAUGUUGACACAUUCUGCUUCUGACGGCCUUCAUUCUGCCUCAAGUGUGAUUUCAAAUCUAAAUUUGCUGAAGCGUCAGAUGACAAAGGACCUGAUGUUACCUGACUAUUUAUUUGCGGUUUACAACUUUACCUGCUGCCUCGCAACCGUUGUCUUGUGUUUAAAUGUGUAUGGUGAAGGGAAGAGAGUAAUUUCCUUUUUUUUCCUGUCACACAUUAAAUGAUUUAUUCUUUAUUCAGAGAUCUAUUUUUCCAUUAGACAAAUGUCUGUACUUUUUCUAUACUCAAAUGAAACAUUUGGUUGAGGUGUUUUUGAUUGGGGAAAUAUUAAAAUAAAUGAUAAACAACGUGUCUGAC
Gasterosteus aculeatus aculeatus (three-spined stickleback) is the source of this 3762-nucleotide messenger RNA. Its product is annotated as sphingosine kinase 1. The record is from RefSeq and is a predicted model, not a curated record. Gene Ontology annotation, biological process: cellular response to growth factor stimulus; phosphorylation; negative regulation of apoptotic process. Gene Ontology annotation, cellular component: intracellular membrane-bounded organelle; cytoplasm; membrane. NCBI's taxonomy places the organism in Eukaryota, Metazoa, Chordata, Actinopteri, Perciformes, Gasterosteidae.